This is a messenger RNA of Caenorhabditis angaria, 4693 nucleotides long. NCBI's taxonomy places the organism in Eukaryota, Metazoa, Nematoda, Chromadorea, Rhabditida, Rhabditidae. The record is from the annotation of a GenBank genome assembly.
AUGAACUUGAUAUUUAUACUUUUAUUUCCCUAUUCAACAUUUUCCCUAGAUCGCAACAAACUUCUAAUCAACUUUCUAUCAUCAAAUAAAGAAUCCUUGAAGAAGGAAAAUAUAUCGCUAUCAGAUCUUGGAGGCCUAGUAACAGAUAAUCCUGUUCUCUCAGAUUCUUCCGAUACUCAAUUAGUUCUAGCUGAUUCCACAACUACUGCGAAUUGCGCGAGUGGUUGGACUCAAUAUUCUGGAAAUGGUUAUUGCUAUAAAUUUGGUGAUACAUCAAUGUCUUGGUAUGAUGGUGAACAAUACUGUUUUAAACAGAAUAAUGGCUCGCAUUUGAUGAGUGUUCAUAGUCAAGAUGAGGCCAAAUGGAUAGUAUCAACUUUUGCCACGUUUUCAAUUCUAGAUGGAACUCACAUUGACACGUGGACCGGGAUGAGAAGAUUGGUAAGAGCGAUUGUCAUUCAGGGGUACCAUGGGAUAAUAAUACAUAACAGUCAUGGAAGCACACCUCGGCCAAGCCGUGGCUGGCCAGAGUACAAUUUUUUGAAAAUCUGAAUUUCAGUUUUCAAAAAUUGAAAAAUAACAAUUUUUAGAGGACAAAAACUGAAAAAUGCACAAUUUUUGUACUGUAAAAAGUUAGCGUACAAUUUUUUAUUGUGGACACCAUGAUUUUGGCCGAGGUGUGCAUGGAAGUCCUAUUCAGCCGAUUUUUUAUAGUGCGACAACACUACAUACAUCUGGACUGACGGAACACCUGUAGAUUAUCAAUGGUGGCAGCCAGGAUAUCCAGAAGCUACAGACCCAGAGCUUAGCUGUGUCACGGUAAACCUCACGUCAUUUUCUAAUUAAUCGAUUUCAUGCAGAUCUGGCAAACCGCUUAUCUUCUCCUGAUUUCCGGCUAUACUCCUGGACAAUUCGAUGAUAUGCUGAAUUGUGGAACUGGUUAUUCAACACCAACUUGUAAAUAUGAUCCAACAUCUAGUGAGUUGUUUCUAAUGAUUCUAUGAGGCUGAAACGUUUAAUGAAACAAACUACAAUCGGAUAUCGGAUUACCGUGGUGAUGAUUGAUCGUUCAUUUAAUGCAUUAUUUAUUUUUUCAAAAAUUGUAUUUGAUAUUUGUAGUUGCGUUUGAGUUGGUAGUUACCGUAGUAUAUUUUCUAUAGAAUUUUAAGAACCCCUGUGAAUGUACUAGUUUUUAAAUCAACAUUUCUGCUUUCCAGCCGCAACUCCUGUCGAAUAUGUUGAAGAGUGGUGUACAUCCACAGCUCCUGGAGCAACUAAACCGACAACAACGACUUCCACGACGACUUCAACGCCAACAUCCACUUCAACAACCACGUCAACAUCUACUAGUACAAAAGUUCCAACCACAUCUUUAACUUCUACGUCAACUUCUACGUCAACUUCAACCAGCACAACAACAAUGGCUCCGACCACAAGCAAAACUACGAGUUCAACUUCCACAUCCGCAUUACCCUCUACGUCAACUUCUACCAGUUUGAAAACAACAGUUCAGCUUACAACUAAAACUUCGAGUUCAAGUUCUACUUCGACUAAAUCUCUAACUUCUACUUCAACAGUUCCUACCACAACCAAAACUUCCACGUCAACAUCGACAUCUACCCAAACUUCCACAGCUUUCACUUCCACUCCUGCAUCCUGCACUCCAGCUUGUAACUCUGGAUGGGUACAAUAUGCCACCAACUGUUACGCACUGAUCAAAGGGCGUGCAACCUAUACUCAAGCCAUCACGGGAUGUCAAUCCUUUGGAGCACAAAUUGCAACUAUUCAAAAUUAUGACCAAAAUGAGGCGUUGAGAAGUUAGCAUAACUCCCAACGAAAUGUGAAUUUACACUGUAAUUUUUUCCAGAGGCCUUCAGCUCUAAUGAAAAUCUUCUGAGCUCAGAUCAGGCCUGGAUCGGAAAUUCGACUUAUCAUAACUGGGCCGUUGGGAAGCCUGACAUGUCUGAAGGAUCGUCUUAUCAAUAUUGUAAUAGUGUAAGCUCUAAACUUCUUCUUUGAAUUACCCUAAUUGAAAAAACAUCAAUUUUUAAGUUUGCCUUGUCAAUAGUGAACAGUGGUUACGACUGGGGAUAUGUUAGAGGUGUGUGGAACGAUUUCCCUUGUGAAAAAACGCAAUUGUUCACUAUUUGUACUGUUUCGUUGAACUAAAAUCUCCUGUUUCAUAAAAAUUUCACAAUCGUAUCUGUCAUUGUAUUUUUCAAAAUGUUGUUACCUCUUUUAUUUUUUGCAUUUAUUUUUGUUGGUUGUGCAGGUAGCUUUAGGAUUUUUCAAAAUUAGUUUAUAAUUUAUAAUACUAACAUCAGAUGAUACAAUAAAUCGAGAAAACAUUCUUAAAACUCUAAUUGGUAAGAAUUUGAAAGAGUUGAAGAAUGCAAAAUACGAUGAGGCGGUUUUGAAUGGUCUUAUCAAUACUACUACUAGCACGGCUUCUCCCAAUGUUCUAGCUGAUGAUGAUUAUUCAAAUCUAGUUUUAUCCGAUUCAAGUGCAUCUUGUGCUUCUGGCUGGACACAAUAUUCAGGAAACGGAUAUUGCUACAAAACAACAAGUGAUAUGACGUGGAAUGCGGCCAAUGCUUAUUGUUUGAGUCAGAAUGCACAAUUGGCUAGUGUGCACAAUCAAGCGCAAGCUGAAUGGUUGGCAAACACUUUUGCAACUUCGUAUUUUCUACUUGGAACAUAUGAGGAUUUAUGGAUCGGGCUCAAGAGAUCGGUAAGUUCCUCUAAAAGUCAAUAGCAUAUAAAAAUGCUUUUGCUACAGUGUGACAAUUCAACAUGGGUUUGGACAGAUGGUAGUGAUUUCGAUUACAUUUGGUGGCAAUCUGAUCAACCAGAAGCUGUAGAUCCAAAUUUACGAUGUGUUACUGUAAAUUUCCUAAUGGAACCGUAUCUUACUCAACCAAUUUUUUUAAUCUUAGAUUUGGCAAACACCUUUACUGAAAUUGUCCUCAAGUUACACACCGGGUCAAUUCGAUAACAUUUUCGAUUGUACUAAUAAUACGGCAACACCACUUUGUCAAUAUAAUCCGGCGUUGAGUAAGUUGCAAUUUUUUGAACACGAUGUUUCGAUUUAAAAAAGUGUUUCGAAUUGAUCAAAAAACAAGGCAUGGUUUUUUUCCAACAGAAGACUAAUUGACUGAAGUUCCGCGUUGGAUAUAUGUGAUAGAACAAGACAAGACUCUAGUUCUAACCAUUUUCUCUUUAAAAAUGUUGAAUAACUUUGAAAAAUUGUAAUUCCACUCACAGAGAACAAAGAAAAUCGAGCAAAUAGGCAAAAAAACCAUAGUUUUUUUGACAUAUGUUAGAAAAAUCGAAAAUUUCGAAAAAAAUGAAGAUUUUUCAAACUUUUUAUUAGAGAAAGUGUCGCAUUUCAAACUCUACGCGAAAAGUUAGGUUUGAUAACAUGUUAAAACCAGGUUCCCAUGCCGCAAGCCGUAUUUAUGUGUUUUCUUGCAAAAGCCAAGGGUUUGCAAUCGAGUGUUUCAGCUACAACGCAAGAAGCUUGGAUUCAAUGUACUUCCACUAGCUCUACAACUUCUACAUCGACAUCUACGUCCACAUCCACUUCAACAACCACGUCAACAUCUACUAGUACCAAAGUACCAACCACACCUUCAACAUCUACGUCAACAUCUACGUCAACAUCUACUUCAACAUCUACGUCAACAUCUACUAGUACCAAAGUUCCGACCACAUCUUCAACAUCUACGUCAACAUCUACUAGUACCAAUGUUCCAACCACACCUUUAACUUCCACGUCAACAUCUACGUCAACUUCAACUAGCACAACAACAACAACGAUUCCAACCACACCUUUAACUUCUACGUCAACUUCAACCAGCACAACAACAACGGUUCCGACCACAAGCAAAACUACGAGUUCAAGUUCCACAUCCGCAUUACCCUCUACGUCAACUUCUACCAGUAUUAAAACAACAGUUCCGCUUACAACUGAUUCUUCAAGUACAACUUCCACAUCCACGUCUACAUCGGCGUCAUUAUCUUUAACUUCAACUUCUAAAUCCACGUCGGCAGAACCCACAACAUCAACGACUACCAGUACACAAACACAAGUUGUGACGUUCACUCCAAAUUCAAAAUCAUCAUCCACGUCGGCAGAACUUCAAACAUCUGCGUCAACUUCAAUCGCUCAAACCACAUCCAAAACAUCCACCUCCGCAGUUUGCACUUCAACUUGUGAUUCUGGAUGGGUUGAGAUUGAUAGUAAUUGCUACGCAGUUCUACAGGGUCGUGCUACAUAUGAUCAAGCCGUCACAGGAUGUCAAUCUGUCAGCGCACAAAUCGCAACAAUCCAAUCUUCGGAGCAAAACGACGCUUUGAGAAGUUUGCCUAACUUUUAGAACUUCAGAACAUACUUAUUUUUUCAGAAGCUUUCAGCUCUAAUGAAAAUCUUCUAAGCUCAGAUCAGGCCUGGAUCGGAAAUUCGACUUAUCAUAACUGGGCAGUUGGAAAGCCAGAUAUGUCUGAAGGAUCAGAAUAUACCUAUUGUAAUACCGUACGUUUGUAAAGAACACAUUGAAAUUAUCUUAAAUUGAACUAAUUGCAGUUUUCAUUAUCCGUUGUGAACAGUGGUUACGAUUGGGGAUAUGUUCGAGGAGUUUGGAACGACUAUCCCUGCGUCAAGACACAAUUGUUCGUAAUUUGUAUGAAAUGA